Messenger RNA from Coffea eugenioides, 2787 nucleotides. RefSeq lists its product as uncharacterized. NCBI's taxonomy places the organism in Eukaryota, Viridiplantae, Streptophyta, Magnoliopsida, Gentianales, Rubiaceae. The record is from RefSeq and is a predicted model, not a curated record. The transcript is spliced from 5 exons. The coding region runs from base 1 to 2787 and encodes 928 amino acids.
AUGGCUUUCGACAAGCGCGAGGGAAAGGUGUGCGACAAAUUCCCUCUGACAGACAGCUACGGUCUGCUUCAUCCUCCCAAAACUCUUUCCAGGCUCUAUUUCAUGAUUAACGGCAUUUUUUGGAAUAUUAGAGGGGUGGCUAAAGCCCUACGUAGAUUGAUUAAGUUAGUAAGAUUGCAUCAUGCUAAAUUUGUGGUGAUAUUUGUGGGAAAUUUGGAUCAGCACAUCUCUUUGGUUGUUCAACAUCCGUUUUUGCCUAGCUUGGUCACUAUGUCUUUUGUUCACGCAAAAUGCUCUAGGGAAGAGCGAAGGGACUUAUGGCUAAACCUAUUAGCUGAUAAACCUAGCUCAGCUCCUUGGUGCAUUGGGGGAGACUUUAAUACCAUUUUGGCACCCCAUGAGAAACGGGGGGGUCGGCCAUUUGGUGUAGCUGAAGGGGUGGAGCUUAUGUCCUUCAUGGAAGAGGCUGGAGUUUUUGACGUGGGCUUUUCGGGAGCUAGUUUUACGUGGUGUAAUAAUAGGAGAGGCAGUGCUAGAGUCUCGAAGCGGUUGGACAGAUUAUUAAUUAAUAGGGAAUGCUUGAACUUGUUCGCCUCGAUUUCUGUAGUGCAUUUGGCGAGAUACCCUUGCGACCACGCGCCACUGAAGAUUUCGUUUACCUCUCUCUUAGAUGAUAAACCACGUCCAUUCUGUUUCUUGAAUGUCUGGACGUCCAAACCACAACUCUUGGAGGUGAUUCGCAGUGCUUGGGAUCAAGAAGUGAGUGGCUCUCCAUUGUGGGUCUUGUGCUCUAAAUUGUUGGCAGCCAGGAGGGCUAUUCAGCACUGGAAUAAGCAUUGUUUUGGUAAUGUGUUCGAUGCUGUUAGGGAGGCGGAGGCAACAAUUCAAAGGACAGAGGAGGCCAUGGAUCAAGAGGGGUCGGAGAAGGCACAGGUCGAACUCAACAAGGCUCAAGCGGAGUUACGUCAUGCGUUGUCCAUUGAAGAGCAGUUCUGGAGUCAAAAGACUCGAGUUAAAUGGCUUCGCAGUGGAGAUCGUAAUUCCAGAUUCUUCCAUGCAGUGGUACGGCAGCGACGGGCUCAAGGUAUGAUUCAUAGAACAAAGGCGGCCAAUGGAGUGUGGGUGGAGUCGGAUGAGGAUAUAACGAGUGAGGUAAUAGCAUACUUUUCUGAUCUCUUCUCGGGCACGUCGAGGUCCUCCUCGGAUAUGUUGCAUCUUAUCCCACUUGUGGUCUCGGGGGAGGACAACAGGCUCUUAGAGGUGGUGCCUACUAUAGAGGAGGUUCAUCGAGUGGUGAGGGAAAUGGAUGGGAAUAGUGCUGCAGGCCCGGAUGGAUUCACGGGUUUUGUUAAGGGCCGCAAUAUAACAGAGAAUUAUUUGCUUGCUGGGGAAGUGGUAUCGGGUAUUGGUAAGAAAGUUAGGGGUGGAAACGUCGUUCUGAACCUGGACAUGUCUAAAGCUUAUGACAGGGUGUCAUGGUUGCAUAUCAUUGGAGUCCUACGAAAGUUUAAGUUUGGGGAGCAGUUUAUAAAUCUGAGGGCUCUGCCAGGGGGACCCGCUAUCGCUAGCAUUGUUUAUUAUAGGGCUGAGGUUCUGUCGAGAGGUUUAAACAACCUUGCGCUGCAGUCGGGUUUCUUGGGGUUCCGAGUUCCGUAUGGGUGCCCUCCGGUAACUCAUUUGGCAUUCAUGGAUGAUGUUCUUAUAUUUGCGAAUGGGUCCGCCUCCUUCUUAAAGGACAUCAUGUGUAAGUCGUCAUACAUUGGGGACGUGUGUCAGGCAAUCCUACAGAGGAUUUUGUCGUGGAAAUCAAAGCUAUUGUCUUCAGGAGGUAAGAUAGUUCUAAUCAAGCAUGUGUUGUCCGCGAUACCAGUCCACUUACUAUCGGCUACUGUGCUUCCUCGCUCGGUGUUCGGUAUUCUAGAGAAGGCAUGCUCGAAUUUCUUAUGGGGUUCAUCACCUAACGGAACAAAGCUUCAUUGGAUCUGGUGGUCUCAGUUGUGUUACCCGGUUGAGGAGGGCGGGGUGGGGUUUCGGCGGCUUGAAGACGUCUAUACAGCUUUCUCUUGUAGGUUAUGGUGGAGCUUUCGAAUAGGGACGUCAGUAGGGGCUGCGUUCUUGCGAGCAAAAUAUUGCAGAGGGACUGACCCCUGUCAAGCACAAUUGACGCUGACUGCUUUGCCGGUUUGGCGACGGAUGGUGAACGUGAGCCGACAAGUCGAGAUCUCUAUGUUAUGGCUAGUAAAUGAUGGGUCGUGCCAUUUUUGGUAUGAUAAUUGGUUGGGCAGUGGUGCUUUGUUUCUUCGUGCAACAGUCAUCCUGCAUCUUUCGUUCCAUAGCAGUAUCAAAAAUGGGAUUUGGGAUGUGAGUCCGUUAUCUCACCUUUUGCCUAGCGAAAUUGUGUCUUCUAUACUUCACCACCCGGUUCCAGCUGGAGGAAGUGCAGAUGAGGUAAUUUGGAUGCCCACACAGUCUAGAAAAUUCACCUUGGCGUCAGCUUUUCGUGACGUUUGGCAGGCUCGUAACACAUCUGUGGCUCUCUCUAAAGUUUGGCACCCUCGAAUCCCGUUGAAAGUGUCUUUCUUUAUGUUGCGGUUGCUGAUGGGGAGGGUGCCACUGCCGGAUAUGCUACGCCACCUAGGGUUUCACUUGCCAUCGAAAUGUCCUUGCUGCCCAGGUGCAUCUGAGGAAUCUCUCGAGCACGUUUUUUCCAGGGAUCUCAUAACGUUGGACGUCUGGAAUUAUUUUGGUGGUUGGUGUGGUGUUAGGAGCUCUGGUUCCUCCUUGUGA